AUGCCUAACGACUGUAGACGUGCCAUGAAUUCUUCUGAAAUUAUAUACAAAACUCAACCUCCAAAUUUAAGAUUUGAAUUCUUAGAUGACAAUUCAACAUUUCAAUGGGGAGAACUAGGGAUAUCAAGAAGUUACUUGAAAGGAAGAUUAAAUUUUGGUAGAAAAAUUAAUGUCACUUUAAUCGAAUUAACACUUAAAGGAAUUGAAGAGGCAAAUUACAUCCCCAGUAAAGAACCUCUCGAGUACUAUGAUUUCAAGUUUCCAUUAAAUUCAAAUUUAUCUAGUUCUUUCUUAAUCGCUGACAAAGAAAAAAAU
Molecule: messenger RNA, 315 nt
Organism: Racocetra persica
Lineage: Eukaryota; Fungi; Glomeromycota; Glomeromycetes; Diversisporales; Gigasporaceae
Source: the annotation of a GenBank genome assembly